CUGCCAUUGAAUGUUACGUCAUUUCAAUCCGACAUUCCGACCUAUUCGAAAUUCGAUUUUUCCUUCGGAUUCGCAGGACACUACUUUGCAGGUUGUAAAACUUAGCAAAAAAACACAAAAUGAGUGCCUGGAGACAAGCCGGUCUUAAUUACAUAAACUACUCUAACAUCGCUGCUAAGAUCCUGCGGCGAUCCUUGAAACCUGAGUUGCGCGCUGAAGCACUGAAGCGUGAUGACUCCCAUGUCCGCAUUACUCCAUGGGCUAAUGGCAGGCCAGCACAUGAAAAGGACUAAGUGGAUGAACUGAUUAGAUCUGAAUGCUGCCGGCAAGUAGACAAAUGGGAAUUCUUUAUCAGCAUGCAUGAUUACCAGCAAACAAAUUAGUUUUAUGUAAACUGUCAAUAAAUUAUUGUUACUAAA
Messenger RNA from Spodoptera litura, 419 nucleotides. RefSeq names its product ATP synthase subunit epsilon stunted (gene sun). Gene Ontology annotation, molecular function: proton-transporting ATP synthase activity, rotational mechanism. Gene Ontology annotation, cellular component: mitochondrial inner membrane. Gene Ontology annotation, biological process: proton motive force-driven mitochondrial ATP synthesis. Lineage: Eukaryota; Metazoa; Arthropoda; Insecta; Lepidoptera; Noctuidae. The record is from RefSeq and is a predicted model, not a curated record.